This is a messenger RNA of Balaenoptera musculus (blue whale), 7833 nucleotides long. RefSeq names its product cyclin and CBS domain divalent metal cation transport mediator 4 (gene CNNM4). Gene Ontology annotation, biological process: magnesium ion transport; magnesium ion homeostasis. Gene Ontology annotation, cellular component: plasma membrane. Gene Ontology annotation, molecular function: sodium ion transmembrane transporter activity; magnesium ion transmembrane transporter activity. The coding region runs from base 16 to 2409 and encodes 797 amino acids. NCBI's taxonomy places the organism in Eukaryota, Metazoa, Chordata, Mammalia, Artiodactyla, Balaenopteridae. The record is from RefSeq and is a predicted model, not a curated record. The transcript has 8 exons.
CCGAGCCGGAGCAACAUGGCGCCGGUGGGCGGGGGCGGGCGCCCGGGCGGCGGGCCGGCCCGAGGGCGCCUCCUCCUGGUGGCGCCGGUGCUGCUGGUGCUGCUGUGGGCGCGGGGGGCCCGCGGCCAGGGCGACCCCCAGCGGAGCGCGAUCCUGGGCAUGAGGCUGGCGAGCUGCAACAAAUCGUGUGGGAUAAACUCGGAUGGCAUCAUCUUCGUGUCCGAGGGCAGCACGGUGAACCUGAGGCUGUACGGCCAGAGGCUGGGCUCCUUCUCCAGCAACCUGAUCUCCUUCACCGAGGUGGACAACGCCGAGACCAUCCACAACUCCACCAGCUGCCCCGAGCUCACCAAGGACCUGGUCGUCCAGAAGCUGGUCAACGUGAGCCGCGGGGACACGUCCGGGAUGCUGGUGGUGCUCACUAAGUUCCUCCGGAGGAGCGAGAACAUGAAGCUGUAUGCGCUGUGCACCCGGGCCGGCGUGGACAGACCCUGGCAGAAGUGGACGGACAAGGACUCGCUGCUCUUCAUGGUGGAGGAGGCUGGGAGGUUCCUGCCCCUCUGGCUGCACAUCCUCCUCAUUUUGGUGCUGAUGGUGCUGUCGGGCAUAUUUUCUGGCCUCAAUCUGGGGCUUAUGGCCCUGGACCCCAUGGAGCUGCGCAUCGUGCAGAACUGUGGCACUCAGAAGGAGAGGCGCUAUGCUCGCAAGAUCGAGCCCAUCCGACGCAAGGGCAACUACUUGCUCUGCUCCCUGCUCCUGGGAAACGUGCUGGUCAACACCUCCCUCACCAUCCUUGUAGAUAACCUCAUCGGCUCUGGGCUGGUGGCCGUGGUCUUCUCCACCAUUGGCAUUGUCAUCUUUGGGGAGAUUGUGCCUCAGGCCCUGUGCUCCCGACAUGGGCUGGCUGUGGGCGCCAACACCAUCAUUCUCACCAAAUUCUUUAUGCUACUCACCUUCCCCCUCAGUUUCCCCAUCAGCAAGCUCCUGGACUUUUUCCUGGGUCAGGAGAUCCGCACCGUUUACAAUCGGGAGAAGCUGAUGGAGAUGUUGAAGGUGACGGAGCCCUAUAAUGACCUCGUGAAAGAGGAGCUGAACAUGAUCCAGGGUGCCCUGGAACUCCGGACCAAAACUGUGGAGGAUAUCAUGACCCAGCUCCACGACUGCUUCAUGAUCCGGAGCGAUGCCAUCCUGGACUUCAACACCAUGUCGGAGAUUAUGGAAAGCGGCUACACGCGCAUCCCUGUGUAUGAAGAUGAGCAGUCCAACAUCGUAGAUAUUCUCUACGUCAAAGACUUGGCCUUCGUGGACCCCGAUGACUGCACCCCCCUCAAGACCAUCACCCGCUUCUACAACCACCCGGUGCACUUCGUCUUCCACGAUACCAAGCUGGAUGCCAUGCUGGAGGAGUUCAAGAAGGGGAAGUCCCACCUGGCCAUCGUGCAGAAGGUGAACAACGAGGGCGAAGGUGACCCCUUCUACGAGGUGCUGGGCCUGGUCACCCUGGAGGACGUCAUCGAGGAGAUCAUCAAGUCCGAGAUCCUGGACGAGUCUGAUAUGUACACUGACAACCGAAGCCGGAAACGGGUAUCUGAGAAGAACAAACGUGACUUCUCAGCCUUCAAGGAUGCUGACAAUGAACUCAAGGUGAAAAUUUCACCUCAGCUGCUUCUGGCUGCUCACCGCUUCCUGUCCACGGAGGUUCCCCAGUUCAGCCCCGCUCUGAUAUCAGAGAAGAUCCUGCUGCGGCUGCUCAAGUACCCGGAUGUCAUUCAGGAGCUCAAGUUCGAUGAACACAACAAGUACUACGUCCGCCAUUACCUGUACACCCGCAACAAGCCGGCUGACUACUUUAUCCUCAUCCUGCAGGGGAAGGUAGAGGUGGAGGCCGGGAAGGAGAACAUGAAGUUUGAGACGGGCGCCUUCUCCUACUACGGGACCAUGGCCCUGUCCUCGUUCCCCUCCGUGCCUUCCACCCUGGUCAGGUGUCCGCCUGGCAAGCGGAACUCCCUGCUCUCCUGGCUCUCAGACCGCUCCCCGUCCCACCCCGCACCCCUCAGCCGCUCGGCCUCCCUCAGCUACCCGGACCGCUCGGAAACGGCGUCGAGCACAGCCCCCUUGGCGGGCAGCAGCCACCAGUUCGGCAGCUCCAUCCUGGGCCAGUACACCUCCGACUUCAGCGUCCGGGCGCUCAUGGACCUCCAGUACAUUAAGAUCACCCGGCAACAGUACCAGAAUGGGCUGCUGGCCUCACGCAUGGAGAACUGCCCCCAGUUCCCCCCGGAUGGGUGCACCAUCUGUACCGAGAACUUGACCGACAAGUCCGAGCUGCCCCUGGUGGACGAGACCACGACUCUCCUGAACGAGCGCAACUCCUUGCUGCACAGAGCCUCCCUCGAGGGCGCCAUCUGACGGGAGGGCCCGGGGUCCCCCGCCAGCCCCGCGGGGGCCUCCCCAGUGGGCCCACACGAAGACAGGGAGCCUGUUAGGCCGGAAGGGGUACAGAUAGCCUGUCUGACUGAGCAGCCAGAUGGCCCCCGACCCGAGGGGGAUCUGGCCUCCGACAGGGACCUCUGAACAGCCGCGAGCUGGCGGCGGCCCACCCUGGACUGUGGGGCAAUGGGCUGGCGACCAGGAGCGCUUCUAAACUAGGCUCAUCUCACCUCUUUUUAAUACCAUAUGGGGAAGGGAAGACAGGGUUAAGGAACUUUAUUUAAAAACAAUUUUUUUUUUUUUUUUUCCCACAAAAACUUUAAAAGGGGUAGGGUUUCUCACCCCGGGAAGCAAUAGCCAUAACCUGCUCCCAGCCGUGACCUUUUUGGCUAUGUCCCUGACUCAGGAAGCCUACUCUUUCUGCAUCUCCUCUGCCUCCUCCAGAGAUGGCAUCCCAGGGGCCUGCUGGAGGAAGUUUUUCUCUUGGGAAGGAAGACAGUUCUUCCCAGGAAGCAAAGAACCAAAUAGCGCUGAGAACAAUUGCCCGGACACGCGCUGAGGCUCGCCUGGUGUCGCCGAGGCCGAGGGAUUCUGGGAACUGUGAUCAGGGACGUGACACUCGCAACUGCGGAGAGGAGCACACCUCCUCCUGGUAAUCGCUGGACCCAGGAAUCUCCUAGAACUCUGCUGACGGGCUCUCCUGGUGAGUUGGGCUCCGCUGAGGACUCUCGCCCCAUCCCUCCUAUCUGCUCCUCUGGACAACUCUCCCCUUGUAAUGGGGCUGAGUCCAAGUGUUAGGCAGGAUCUCACACCUUUAAGAUUGCUAACCCCUGCUCCCCAGGCCCUGACCUCACUUUCACCAAAGGUUUUCCCCAGGUUGGGGGAGCGACUGCGUUAGAGGGGACUUGUCUGCGAUGCUCCUUUCGGGGCCAGGAGGGAACUUGGUCAUGGGCAUCUACGUCGUUAGCAAUUCGUUCCAUCCCCCUUCCCACCCCACAGCGAAAGUCAGGUUUCAGUCACCGACCCACCAAGCCCUUCUUUCCGGACUCCCGGUUUCUAAUCCAAAACCCCAGUGCCUCUUGGGGAUUGAGGACAAGAGGACGUUGUAGGAAGCCAACCUAAGCAGGUUCUUCAUGCCCUUUCCUCUGUGGCUGAGGCUCCCCUGGCUUUGUUCACGCACUUACAGAUCCACCUAAAAGGCACACAGCUGGCAGCCCCGUCUUCCCCACGUGCGUGUUAUCCUAGUGUGAGAUGUCGUCCUGGCCUUUGCUGAAGCUCGUGGUCCUGGGCGCUCAGAGCCCCAGCCCCACGUGCAGUCCUGCCCCAGCACCUUUUCCCUGUGCUGCAGGCUUCCCGCCGUCGGGGAGGCUGUAGGACCAAGGUCCACGGUGGCCCUUUGAUUGGGUGGAACAGUUGCUGGGGGUGGGGGGGCCCAAGAUCAGGCGAGGGAGACUCCACAGGCCUUCCUGAGUGUUAUUUAUUCACUCCUUUCCUCAGCCUGUGAGUCCUGUUACCCCAAGUGCUCUUUUGGGGACCAGGAAAUGUCUUGCACCAAGUAUACUGGCCCCUGGUCAUUUUAAAGUCCUUCCAGACACAGAUUCCUACAAGUCUGCAGACAAGGUGGUGACAGCCAUGGGUUCUCAAGCCAUAAGGAAAAAAGAUACCAGACUUUUGUCCCCCGUUGGGGCCUGAAAACCCCUUAGUUUUCUCCAGGAGCAGCUUGCUUUCCGAGUCCACACAGAGGCUCGCAGAGCUGUGUUCCUGGGACCUGAGUGCCAGGUGGAGCAGACUCACGGCCUGAACCGAGUGUGUGUGAAGCCAAAGGAGCAGGUGCACACACUUCCACGGCUACCUCUUUGCACGCACAGUUACUUUCAAGAGAUGGUCCCGCCUCCCCUCUUCUUCCCGUCCCCAUUUAUAAUCACUUUUUGCAGAGGGUCAUGAUUAUUUCCACAUAUUACUGGUCCGAUGACUUCCUCCUCCCAGUGCAAUUUUUCACCUCCUAUUCCGAUCUCUGGUUCCUGGGCUGAGCAGUACCCUGACCUGGCCCAGCCCUGCGUGUCUUCCCGUGGAAGGGGGACCUUCGCAAACGGCCUCUGGAUGGGUAGGCGAGUUACAGCCACCGUAGCAAAUAACUCAUAUUUAUUUUGCAUAAGAUUUUAAUUUGUAUAUUUUUGUGAUUUAUUUUGGCAUUGUUAUGAGUUUGACUCUCGGGGAGUUUUGUUGUUAUGACUCUUGUGUCUUUUGUCACAAAACAAUGAUAAUAUUUGCUAAACGAUAUACGGAAUUUAUUUUUGAUUGGUAAUAAAAAAAGAAAUAUGUAUAAAUCUUGGUGAGUUUACAGUUGGCCUGUUUGAGUUCUGUCGAUACUCGGGACCGGUCAUAGAGCUAGAAGUGGCUGUGCUUGGCUGUCACUUAUGACAGGGCAAGGGACAAGCAUUCUGGUUCUGUUCAGCAGUAAAAAGGAAGCAGAAAUGUAACUUACACAAAUAUAUGUAAUCAAGGCUGUUGUCACAGGAGCUAGAGAGUGCCAGCUGCUGCUAGGUAAGACAGGGCAGGUGUGCCCAACUGCCACCAUUAGGGAUCCAGUAAAAUGGGCACCAGAGGGUGGGGGGCAGCUGGGAUGGGCAGAUUGCCCCUCCUCUCUCCCCUGGGGGCUGAAGGAGAAAGGAGCUUGAUCCAAAAGUAUGACCGCAUUGUCUUAUAGCAGCAGGAGCCUCUCAGUCCAUACUCAGGGGCUGGCUGUGGUUUCACAGUUGGAGCGCUCACCGCUGGAGAGCCCGCCUGAGAGGGACCUCACUGGAUGUGCUCCCGAGGCUUCAGCCAGGCAGACUCCUGCCCACAGGUGCCUCGGCCUGUGUGUGCAGUUGAGUGCACCCAGGCCAGGGCCUCAAGCAAGCCUGGCUUGACAGGGCGAACUGGGGGGGAAAUGUUUAAGGAAAGGGAGGCACUGGGUAGGCAGAAAGGAAAGAGGACAUUUCAGAUAAAAGGAAUAACAAAUACAAAGUCUUGGGCAUAGGUGGGCAGAAAUAAAUUUCAUUCAUCCAUCUGUUCCACACGUUUAAGCCCUUGCUACAUGCCAGGUGCCACCAACCCCUCAGGCUGGCUUCUCCACCUGGAACUUCCUCCCAGGUCUUUGUUGAGGCUCACCCCCUUGCUUCAUCUAAGCCUCUGUUCAAAUGCUACUUCCUUGAAGAAGCCUUCCCCUAUCACCCCAUCCAAAAGAGCUUGGCCCCAGUCCCUCUGUCCGUCUCCUUGUAUUGCCAUGUUUUUCUCCAUAGCACUUAUUGUCAGAUAUUAAAAUACGGAUUUGUAUAUUUUCUGUUGUCCUCACACUAGAACUUAACCUCCAGCAGGUCAGGGUCUUUCUUAUUUCCACUGCAGUCCCAGCACUAGGACAGUACCUGGUACAUUGCAGGCACUGGAUGCGGGAAAUACUUGUUGAAUGAAUGAGUGGGUCUUACAAGAAGGUGAGUACUGGAUGCUAUUGCAGGGGAGCACAAUGCUCCCAUAACCUUGACCCAAUCUAGUCAAGAUGGUUGAGGAAAACCAGCUGGAGGAAGUGACGUCUGCAGACUUGAGAGAGAAGAAGGAAUUAGCCAGGGAUCACACACAAUAGUUAUGGGUUUGAAACUCAAGAAUACUAGAUAAAACAUGGAAAUGUCUUGAACCAAAUGAUCAGAAGGGAAAAAUCGCCCAUGGGGGAACUGAAUGCCCAGUGACAAGUGUCUCCACUGACGCUGUGAUGAUGGGCCAAAGAGUGACGCAGAGCCAAGGAAGAAAGAAGCUGGCAAAGUAGUGUUGGGGCCUCUCUUGUUCACAGAAAGUCACUCGUGAGCAGCUUUGUUUGCUCUGUACCGGAUCCUUUGUCUUUGGGUCUCACAGUUUAAAUCACUAUUUGUGUUUUCCAAGCGUGAUCCAACUGUUCUUCUACUCAAAGGUUUCCCCCCCUCCCAGAUAAGUUACAGGUUGUUUUCCAAGGGAUCCCGAGACCAGGGGAAAAGUAACUUGUCAAAGGUCAGAGCCCUGUCUGGAUAUACCGAGUGUUCUCCCCAUCUUGCCUCUGGAACUGGUCUUCGCUAGUUAACUUUUCAGGCACAUGACUCAUUUCAAGCCUGUUGUCCAUUCUAUCUCAGUGUCAGCAUUUUAUCUGGACUUGGAGACAGAAGUGUGAACCAAAGGGGUUGAGUCUACUAUUAUUAUUUUUUUCUUUCAAAAGAGGCAUGCCAGCCCAGUGGAAAGGCUCAGUAGUCAUUAUUGCUUCUGCUGGCGGCUUAUUCUGGAACUUUUCACACUAUAUUUCUGCCGGUCACUCGCCACGGGUUUAUUCAUUCUUGCACAUUACCUUCCACACAAACAUAUUUUACUUAAUUGAGGCCACAGUGUCUUAACUGUUGUUUAUAGUGUUUUCAUGACACAGCACAUGAAUUUCUAUAGAAUCCUUGUAAAGACCAUUUUAAAUGACAUGUACAUGGACGGCCUUAUGAAAGUCUACGUAUGUUAGGAUAUUUGAAAAUACAUAAAAAUGUAAAGAAAAUAUUAAAAAACCCAUUUCAUCUGGACACCUAUAGAGAGGUCUUGUUAGCAGGUUAAGUUCACAUAUAAUAGGAUGAAGAACAUUCCACACUGUUAAGGACCACACAGUCUUUGGGAGGAUUCUCUUGAGUAGUUCUUGUUGGUCUUUAGGAAUUAUUUUCCCAAGGAUGAUCUGCUAGAAGUGGAGUGACCAGAUACUGUACAGUAAUUCCUGACAGAGCUGCCAUCUCCUAAUGUGGCUGGGAUGGCGAACAGGUUAUUAGGCUGGUCGCGUUGAAACCCAACAUCCGUGCCUGAGUCGUGCUUCACUUUUCUCCGGUAAAAUAUAUUCAUAACAUGUAGUAGCUGUGAGGAUCCAAUGAGGUAGUGAUUUCGUGCGUGUACCUUUUUACCAUCGUUCUCCCAGGCAGGAAUGCAAGUUCCUUUAAGGCAGGGGCCGUGUGUCACGUCCCAGACCUACAGCAGAAUCGGGCGCGAUCAAGAAACACUUUCAAUAAACCUUAGCUUCCGAUGCCCAGUCACCGGUUCUUUCAGCCCUCCUCGCCCUUUAGGUCGGUGGUUCAGGGGGGCCCUUUCUGAGAAAACGUCCCAUCUCCCUUGGCUGAAUUCUCUGCCUGCAAUUUCAGGAGCGCCGCUCCGCUCUGCGGCCCGAGUCCCGAGCCAGGGACUUCCCAAAGCACGGGCCCGGCCUCCCGGAGAGGGGGGACUGCCGGUGAGAACCAGACGCCCGUGGAGUGGGGGCCAGUUCGCCGCUCCGCGCCCUCCGGACGCCAGCCAGCCCGCCCCAGCCCCGAGAAUCGUGUCCGAGCCCCGCGGGGGCGAGAGCCCCACGCCCCCGGCCCGCCCCGGGAUCGCGCCGCGGCUUGU